AUGACCAGCGUUAUUGGCGCCUUCACCAUCACGGACGCAAUCAACAACAAAUUGUUAAGUCAGUGCACCCCACGUCCGGCCACCCCCCAUGUCCGGCCACCUUUUCCCCAUACAAACAGUUUAAAAAAGGAUUUAAAAUUACAUAUAAUUUAUGUAUUUUUUACUGCAAAAUACAUAUAA
Molecule: messenger RNA, 180 nt
Organism: Gaeumannomyces tritici R3-111a-1
Lineage: Eukaryota; Fungi; Ascomycota; Sordariomycetes; Magnaporthales; Magnaporthaceae
Exons: 4
Coding region: 1-180 (59 amino acids)
Source: RefSeq, a predicted model, not a curated record